Arachis duranensis is the source of this 1015-nucleotide messenger RNA. RefSeq names its product protein ENHANCED DISEASE RESISTANCE 2. The transcript is spliced from 2 exons. NCBI's taxonomy places the organism in Eukaryota, Viridiplantae, Streptophyta, Magnoliopsida, Fabales, Fabaceae. The record is from RefSeq and is a predicted model, not a curated record. Bases 1 to 927 code for a protein of 308 amino acids.
AUGGCCAAGCGUGGUGGCGAAAAGAAAUGUGGAUGGAUAGAGAGAAUAAAAUCUGAAGGAGCUGUUCCAUAUCUUGAAUCAGAUAACAGUUCAAAUUGUUGGUUUACACCUCCUGGAUCUGCAUUCAAGGUUAGAGGUUCUGAUUACUUGAGAACAAAGGUUAAAAUCCCUGGUGGUGAUUAUCUACUACAGCCUAUUGGAUUUGAUUGGGUCAGAGGUUCUGUGAAAAUAAAUGAGAUUUUGAGAAAUCGAAACAACAUAGUUAGGAAGAUCAUUGAAGAGGAGUUUCCAGAUAGUGAUAAUAGGCCUUUUAUUUGGGCAUUCAACCUUCAACUUCCAACCAAGGAUAACUAUUGUGCUGUCAUGUAUUUUGCAUCCAAAGAACCAUUCCCUGAAGGUUCCUUGGUAGACAAGUUUCUGAAAGGCGACGAUGCAUGGAGAAACUCGAGGCUUAAGUUGAUUGCUAACAUUGUUAAAGGUCCUUGGAUUGUAAAGAAGGCGGUUGGUGAGCAAGCAAUAUGCAUAAUUGGGAGAGCACUUGCUUGUAAGUACUGUGUGAGAGCAAAUUUCAUAGAGGUAGACAUUGAUAUUGGAUCUUCCAUGGUUGCAACUGCAAUAGUUCAUUUGGCAUUUGGCUAUGUGAAAACUUUAACUGUUGAUCUGGCUUUUCUUCUUGAGGGCCAAACUCAAUCUGAGCUACCUGAGAAACUGCUUGGCGCGUUGAGGUUUUGUAGCCUUGAUCCUGCUUCUGCUACACCAAUUUUGCCUUCACCUUCCAUGAGCAGCAGUUCACUAAACCGAUCUUUGUCAAUGAGGUUAUGGAAGUCUAUAGGGAAUAUUCUUCUUCCAGGUUCUCAAGAAGAUGGUUUUGCUUCUCCUCCUGCAUCUCAAAGCGCUGCCACAAAGGAUAUUCAUGUGAAGAAAUGAUAUACUGAAGGUUUUGAAGGGAAAUGGAGAGUUUCCAUUAAAGUUGGUUAUUCUUUCCACAAUUUCUUUUCCUAUGGUCGAAUCCAAA